GAUAGCAAGAGCUAAUUUACUAGCUAGCUACAUAUAGUGAUACCAUAGCACAAUAAAUUAACCAUUCCUUGUUAAAUCCUAACUAAGGGUGAGACAAUUUUUAUACGCAGCAUUAUCUUAUUUUUUGGAUUCAAAGUUGUGACCUUUCAGUGAAAUUUGAAGAUGGGUAGAGCCCCAUGUUGUGAAAAAGUGGGAUUGAAGAAGGGUCCUUGGACCCCAGAGGAAGAUCAAAUUCUCGUAUCUUAUAUCCAAAAACAUGGCCAUAGCAACUGGCGUGCACUCCCAAAGCAAGCUGGACUAUUAAGGUGUGGAAAAAGCUGCAGACUUCGCUGGAUUAACUAUUUAAGUCCUGAUAUCAAGAGAGGAAACUUCUCAAAUGCAGAAGAGGAAACUAUCAUUAAGAUGCAUGAGAUGAUCGGGAACAGGUGGUCAGCAAUAGCAGCAAAAUUACCAGGAAGAACUGACAAUGAAAUAAAAAAUGUGUGGCACACCCACUUGAAGAAGAGGGCAUUGAAAACCAACCAACACAAUUCAGAGAGAAAAAUAGUUUCAAAACCAAAAAUCAUGCAAUCUGAUUCCAAUUCCAGCACACCAACUCAAUCAGAACAUUCCAGUCUUUAUUGCACUGAAAUGGAGACUACAUCAGCAUGCACUUCUUCUAGUGAUUUUUCAUCACUCACCAAUAUUAGUGAAGGAAAACACAUGAACAAAAACACCAUCAUGAGUGAAGACAUAGAGUCUCUUGAGACAAUGCCUGAAAUUGAUGAAAGCUUUUGGUCAGAGACAACAACAAUGAAUGAUGAAAGAUCAACCAUGCCAUCACAUUCUUGGACAAUCUCAAAUGAACUAUCACCUCAAUAUCCAUUUCAUUCAGUGGAUACCUUCCAACAGAGUUAUGGUAAUAGUUCAAACUUUGAUGAUGGCAUGGAUUUUUGGUAUGACUUGUUCAUCAGAUCAGGGGAGUCAAUAGAAUUGCCAGAGUUCUAAAUUUUUUCAUGAACACAUUGAUGGUAUUAUUUAAUUGGGCACACAGUAAACUUUUUUCCUAAAUAAAAUAAAUAUCUUGUAUAGCGAAUUGAAUUUGACCAUUAUAACAAGUAAAGAGUUAGAAGCUGGGGGCAACGUUAUCUCAAGCUACAAGAGCCACAGUCAUUCAUUAAUUAACCAAAAAAAAAAAAAAAUUAGCUAGAUUGGUAAAGGGUUAUGGUGAUAUGAUAUUAUAAGCACUUAAGAGUUGUUGGUCUAGUAACGAUUCAGUUAGAUCUCAGGAUUUGACCUGUCGAAAAAGUAAUUAAUUCGAUUCUUAAGAAUCACAAUUUCUGGAAAGGGUGGAGAGGUUCAAACCUGAAACUGGAUUAGUCGGGUUUAUUAGGACUUCAGACACCGGUUGAUAUCUAUUCAAAAAAAAUUGUUUGUUUAUGUAUAAGUAAAACAUGAGGUUUGCUCAACAUUUUUUCUUGUUACAAGUUGUUUCAUUAUC
Messenger RNA from Gastrolobium bilobum, 1480 nucleotides. RefSeq names its product transcription factor MYB14-like. The transcript is spliced from 3 exons. Lineage: Eukaryota; Viridiplantae; Streptophyta; Magnoliopsida; Fabales; Fabaceae. Bases 163 to 987 code for a protein of 274 amino acids. The record is from RefSeq and is a predicted model, not a curated record.